Messenger RNA from Neltuma alba, 714 nucleotides. RefSeq lists its product as uncharacterized. The record is from RefSeq and is a predicted model, not a curated record. Gene Ontology annotation, molecular function: nucleic acid binding; zinc ion binding. The coding region runs from base 1 to 714 and encodes 237 amino acids. The transcript has a single exon. Lineage: Eukaryota; Viridiplantae; Streptophyta; Magnoliopsida; Fabales; Fabaceae.
AUGGGCAGAGCUACCAGCCUACAAAUGAUGAAAGACCGGGUCAUAUGGAUGCUGAAAUAUGACAACUUUGAGCUAGUCGACUUGCCAAAUAACUAUUUUGUGUUCAGAACCACAAACAGGGAGCUGAAUAAGAGACUACUUUACGAUGGACCUUGGAUCAUACAGGGGCACUACCUAGCUGUGCAAAGAUGGAGCCCAAACUUUAAUCCCGACUACAACAAAGUUAAGAAGCUUGCAAUAUGGGUGAGGGUACCGACUCUACCAAUUCACUGCUACUCAGAGGAGUGUCUUCUGGAGCUGGGCAAUAUGAUCGGACGUGCUCUUAAAGUUGAUCUAAAUACUCUGGCACACUACCAAAGCUCCAGUAAUAUGGUAGAAAGGGGAAAAUUUGCAAGGGUAAGCGUUGAGAUUGAUCUAAAUAAAAAGCUGCAGUCCAAGUUUGUUAUCAGGAGAACCGUAUACACAGUUGAAUAUGAAGGCCUAGACAUUAUUUGCUUCAAAUGUGGGAAAUAUGGGCAUACCCAAGAAGAUUGUCCACUCAAUGCAGAACUGGAAAAAACUCAAGCCUCGCCAGACAUGAACUCACUGGAGAAAGAGAGACCGGAAACAGCUGCUGAAGACCAGCCACGUCAUCCAUUGGUUGGAGUGCUAGGUGUCUCAAUCACUAAAGAAUUUGGUACAUGGAUGAAGGCUAAAAAGACAUUCAGACAAUGA